This is a messenger RNA of Symbiodinium necroappetens, 259 nucleotides long. The record is from the annotation of a GenBank genome assembly. Lineage: Eukaryota; Dinophyceae; Suessiales; Symbiodiniaceae.
GCCCAAGCCGCCGAACGAGCAGUUUGGCGGAAUGUUGCGGCUCACUGUUCCGGUUGGCUAUGAAAUCCAGCACUCCAACUCCCAGUGCGAGGUGGAGCUGUUCGUGACGGAUGGCUCGGUUGUAUUCGAGGACUCAGACUAUUCCUGCCGAGUGGAAAAUACGGUGAAGCAGCUGCUCUACAUGGCUGGCGCCAAGGACAUCCGAGGCUCAUACCCGUACACCUUGAUUGUGUGGACUUUCAACCCUCCGACGGCGGCG